AUGUCUCACGAUCCAGGACAGGCGGUCGAAAUGGCCGACAACAAUAAAGAAAUCCCAGCCUACGAUAACGAAUUUGGUAGAGAUAUCCUUCAAAAUUCUAGGAGUGCAUCACAAGAUGAAAUACUCUCUCCUGCUAUCGAUAUACCGCCUCAGACACCACCUGCCAGGACUAUAACGGGGGUGUCUUGGGGGAUUGUGGUGGCUGCUGUUCUUUCGUCGACGUUCCUCUUCGCUAUCGACAAUACCAUUACAGCCGAUAUCCAGCCCGCGAUUGUCCAUCAGUUCAAUGAUACAGGCAAAUUGUCAUGGAUUUCGGUGGCAUUUCUAUUGACUUCGGCUGCAAUGAAUCUACCAUGGUAAGUAUCUUUCACGAUGAGUGUAUAAAGGAUGAGCUGACUCAAUUACUCACAAGGGGAAGAUGCUAUGGUCAUUUCGAGGCUAAAUGGCUUUACAUUCUCUGUAUUGUGAUCUUCGAAGUUGGCUCGGCUUUGUGUGCGGCAGCGCCAAGCAUGGAAAUUCUUAUAGUAGGACGUGCGAUUUGCGGCAUUGGAGGCGUGGGGAUGUAAGCGAAAUAUUUCUCCUCCAUUCUGGCUCUACUAAUAUUUCUCUCAAGGUACAUUGGUGUUAUGACUUUACUAUCCGCUUUGACCACGAUCGCUGAGCGUCCAGUUUAUCUGGCUUUGACGGGAGCUGUCUGGGGGCUGGGAACAGUGUAAGUUUGGGUGUUAUCAAGGCUUCUUGUUACGGUAUACUAAUACUCUAUAACAGAUGCGGACCUUUUGUCGGAGGGGGGUUUGCAGAUAGCAGCGCAACCUGGAGAUGGGGAUUUUACAUCAACCUGUGCAUUGGCGGUCUGUUCUCCCCGGUCUAUCUCUUUAUUCUUCCACGUGUCGACCCAAGAACUGGUGCUACCUUUGCUCAAAGAAUUAUUGAAAUCGACUGGGUUGGUGCCACUUUACUCGCUGGGACGUUGGUAUCCACAAUCAUGGCAAUCUCCUUUGGUGGAGUGGUUUACGAAUGGAAUGGCAAACAGACCAUUCCUCUCUUCGUUGUCGGAGGCGUUCUUUUCAUCAUGACAAUAAUUCAGCAAAUAUUCGCCAUCGGAACCACAAAAGAGCGACGGAUUUUCCCAGUACAAUUUCUCAAGUCGAAAGAGAUGGUCAUCCUAUUCAUCGAAACGGCUUGUGGCGGAACCAGUAUAUUCGUCCCAAUUUAUUUCAUCCCAUUAUUGUACCAAUUGGUAAAAGGGGACUCGGCACUGAAAGCGGGGCUACGCUUGUUACCAUAUAUCAUGCUUAUGAUAACAUUCGUCAUGAUCAACGGCUGGGGAAUGGGUCGCUUUGGUUAUUACAUGCCGUGGUUUACUUUUGGCUCCGUAUUGGUCAUUACAGGUUCUGCCCUUCUCUAUACCGUCGAUCCGAGCACGAGCGAUAGUGCAAUCUACAGCUACACUGUACUGAUUGGUAUCGGCGCCGGUUCUUUUAGUCAAGCACCAUUCUCGGUUGCACAAGCGCUCGUUGCCCCCGAGGUUCUUUCUCAGGCCAUCAGUUUCAUUUCUAGUGCCCAAAUAGGGGGUGCCACUAUUGGCCUCACUAUCGCCAACGCCGUCUUUCUCAAUACCGCCCAAAAUGAUAUUGCAAAGGCUCUACCAGGUGUGGAUCUCAAAUACAUUCAAGGACUUAUUGCAGGAGUCGGAGGCUCUUUCUUUGAUAGCCUUCCGCAAUCUGUGCAAAUACAGGUUGUAGCUGACAUUGUGUCAAGUUUUAAUAAGGCAAUUGUUAUUGCUAUGGUUGCCGGAGCUCUUGCGUUGGUUUUAUCUCUGUUCAUGAGGAGGAAUAAGUUGGAUUUGUCUGGGGUCCCCCAAGUGUGA
This is a messenger RNA of Hymenoscyphus albidus, 1870 nucleotides long. The record is from the annotation of a GenBank genome assembly. NCBI's taxonomy places the organism in Eukaryota, Fungi, Ascomycota, Leotiomycetes, Helotiales, Helotiaceae.